CAGCAUGAAUGAACUAGUCAGCCUAAAUAAUAAGCAGCUAACAACUCCAAUACUGUUUUCUUCUUUUUCCACAUUGCUUACAAAAUCUAGUUAGUUGCCAACUCCAUCCUUUUGUUCCCUUUAUCUCAAGGUUGUGUCCACAAAAGUUCCCUCUAUAUAUACCCCUAAAACGUCUAACAAUGCUUCAUAGCAAGUUUUGAAGCAAUAAUGGCUCAAUCUAUAAACAUUCUCUUAGUGCUUACUACUCUCCUUGUCUUCGCUCCUUUUACCAUUGGUGGGAAGUCGACUGGAGGUUACCUCUACCCACAGUUCUAUGACCAUUCCUGCCCUAAAGCUCAACAGAUAGUCAAGUCUAUUUUAGCCAAGGCAGUAGCAAAAGAAGCUCGCAUGGCAGCCUCAUUACUUAGGCUUCAUUUUCAUGACUGUUUUGUCAAGGGUUGUGAUGCAUCACUAUUGUUAGACAGCAGUGGAAGCAUAAUCAGUGAGAAGAGGUCUAAUCCAAACCGAAACUCAGCUCGAGGAUUCGAAGUGAUUGAUGACAUUAAAGGUGCACUAGAGAAAGAGUGUCCUCAAAUAGUAUCUUGUGCUGAUAUUUUGGCCUUGGCAGCUAGAGAUUCCACUGUUCUUACAGGAGGACCUAGCUGGGAAGUACCAUUGGGAAGGAAGGACUCGAGAGGUGCAAGCUUGAGUGGUUCUAACAACAACAUUCCUGCUCCAAAUAACACAUUUCAAACCAUUCUUACCAAGUUCAAGCUUAAGGGCCUCAAUGUUGUUGAUCUUGUAGCCCUCUCUGGAAGCCACACAAUCGGGAAUGCUCGAUGUACCAGCUUCAGGCAGAGGCUGUACAACCAGUCUGGCAAUGGGCAACCUGACUACACACUAGAUCAAUCAUAUGCUGCACAAUUGCGUACCCGCUGCCCAAGAUCUGGAGGUGACCAAAACCUGUUUUUCUUGGAUUUUGUAAGUCCAACAAAGUUUGAUAACAGCUAUUUCAAGAACUUAUUGGCUUCAAAGGGUCUGCUGAAUUCUGAUCAAGUUCUCCUGACAAAGAGUGAAGCAUCCAUGGACCUGGUCAAGAAAUAUGCUGAGAACAAUAAACUAUUCUUUGAGCAGUUUGCCAAGUCAAUGAUUAAGAUGGGAAAUAUCUCUCCAUUGACAGGUCCAAGAGGAGAGGUUAGGAAGAAUUGCAGGAGAAUUAAUACUUGAUUGGACUACUUAAUUACUCAUCUACAAGUAAAGGCAUUGCGUCUGAUUUCCUAUUUAUGUUCUUGUCUUCCUUUCCUAAUUCUGAAGAAAAAUUCAAGUUCUCCAUUUUGUUGUUACUACCAGGCAGAAUUCUCUGCUCUUACAGGGGUUGAAUUCUGUGGUUUUUCUGCUGUGUACGCGUGGAAUUUCAGA
This is a messenger RNA of Hevea brasiliensis (rubber tree), 1398 nucleotides long. RefSeq names its product peroxidase 72-like. Gene Ontology annotation, molecular function: peroxidase activity; heme binding. Gene Ontology annotation, biological process: hydrogen peroxide catabolic process; response to oxidative stress. The record is from RefSeq and is a predicted model, not a curated record. The transcript is spliced from 4 exons. NCBI's taxonomy places the organism in Eukaryota, Viridiplantae, Streptophyta, Magnoliopsida, Malpighiales, Euphorbiaceae. Bases 208 to 1206 code for a protein of 332 amino acids.